Molecule: messenger RNA, 720 nt
Organism: Arctia plantaginis
Lineage: Eukaryota; Metazoa; Arthropoda; Insecta; Lepidoptera; Erebidae
Source: the annotation of a GenBank genome assembly
AUGAAAUUGUUUAUCGUCUUAGCGAUUGCCACUCUGGCACAAGCCGCUAAACUUGAUCGGGUAUACCUUCCACCUAAUGCACGUGCAUCUGCGGGAUCAUCUAACUUCCUUCAGACACCUAAAAGUUUCUCCAGCAGUGGCUCUGCCCAAAAUUUUAACACUUAUUCCGGUUCAUCGGGUUCCAAUCAAAAUGCCUACUCUCGAAACGCAUACUCAGGUUUCGAAGCUCGACCUGAACGCACUCAAGCAUCUGUUGAAAGAAACGCUGCUAUUCUUCGUCAGGACAGCUCAAAUGAUGGAGAAACUUAUUCUUACGCUUACGAAACUGAGAACGGUAUCCGUGCAGAGGAAAGCGGUGUGGCUACCAAUGGUGUCCAAGCUCAAGGUGGAUUCAGUUACACAGGAGAUGAUGGCAAAGUUUAUACUGUGAGGUAUACAGCUGAUGAAAACGGUUUCGUCCCACAAGGUGAUCACCUCCCUACUUCUCCUCCUAUUCCUGAAGAAAUCCUGAAAGCUCUUGAGCAGAACGCUCGUGAUGAGGCUGCUGGCAUUUAUGAUGAUGGAACUUACGACGAGGCCAAGUUCUCUACCAACAGCCAGCAACAAUACUACAACACGAACGCGCAACCCAUCAACUACAAUAGGAAUUCAGGUGCUGUUCAGAAGACGUACCUCCCCCCUUCCGCACAGAGAAACAAUUACCAAAGGAACGGAUACUGA